UGGUUCAGAAGCAGCCUGGCAGGCAACUGAACCCAAAUGAAGAUCCCAGCCCCUUCCCACACAUGGAGCAUCGUACUGAUCCUGCCCUCACUGCUGGCUAUCCUCCAAACCACCACUGCCCGAAAGAAAGACAUUGACAUCUACAGCCUCACUGUGGACUCCAGGGUCUCUUCCCGAUUUGCCCAUACAGUUAUUACCAGCCGGGUGGUCAACAGAGCUGACACUGUGCAAGAAGCCACCUUCCAGAUAGAGCUACCCAAGAAAGCUUUCAUCACUAACUUUUCCAUGAUCAUUGAUGGCGUUACUUAUCCAGGGAACAUCAAAAGCAAGGAUGAAGCCCAGGAACAGUACAGAGCAGCAGUCGGCCGGGGAGAGAGUGCUGGCCUCAUCAAUCUUGUGUUAUCCCCUAGGGUCACUGGGAGAAAGACGGAGCAGUUCCAGGUGUCAGUCAACGUGGCCCCUGCUGCCAAGGUCACCUUUGAACUGAUAUACCAGGAACUGCUCAGACGGCACCUAGGAACGUAUGAGCUACUACUAAAAGUGCAGCCCCAGCAGCUGGUCAAGCACUUGCAGAUGGAUAUUCACAUCUUCGAGCCUCAGGGUAUCAGCUUCCUGGAGACAGAGAGCACCUUCAUGACCCAGGAGCUGGCAGAAUCCCUUACCACCUCACAGAACAAGACCAAGGCUCAUAUUCGGUUCAAGCCAACACUCUCCCAGCAGCAAAAGUCUCCAGACCAUGAGGACACAGUCCUGGAUGGCGAAUUCAUCAUCCGCUAUGAUGUGAACCGAUCCGCCUCUGGGGGCUCCAUUCAGAUUGAGAAUGGCUACUUUGUGCACUACUUUGCCCCUGAGAACCUUCCUACUAUGCCCAAGAACGUGAUCUUUGUCAUUGACAAGAGUGGCUCCAUGAGUGGCAGGAAGAUCCAUCAGACACGGGAAGCCCUAAUCAAGAUCUUGAAUGACCUCAACCCCAAAGACCAGUUCAACCUCAUCGUCUUCAAUGAGGAAGCAACUCAAUGGAAGCCAUCACUGAAACAGGCCUCAGCUGGGAAUGUGAAGGAGGCCACAGACUAUGCUGCCAGCAUCCAUGCCCAGGGAGGGACCAACAUCAAUAAAGCGGUACUGAUGGCUGUGGAUCUGCUGGAUAACAGCAACAGGGCUGAGCUGCUGCCUGCGGGGAGUGUCUCCCUCAUCAUCCUGCUCACAGACGGACAGCCCACUUCAGGAGAAACCAAUCCCACUGUGAUCCAGAGGAAUGUAAAGGAAGCCAUCAGCAGCAAGUACAGCCUCUUCUGCCUGGGCUUCGGCUUCGAUGUUGACUAUGCCUUCCUAGAGAAGCUGGCACUGGGCAAUGGUGGCCUAGCCCGGCGCAUCUAUAAGGACUCAGACUCUGCACUACAGCUCCAGGACUUCUACCAGGAGGUAGCCAACCCACUACUGUUGGCAGUGGCUUUUGAAUACCCCAGCCAUGAUGUAGAGGUGAUCACACAGGACAGCUUCCGACACCACUUUAAAGGCUCAGAGAUGGUGGUAGCUGGGAAGCUCCCGGACCAAGGCCCUGAUGUUCUCUCAGCCAAAGUCAGUGGACAGAUGCAUUUGCAAAACAUCACCUUUGAAACAAAGGCCAGUGUGGCCCAACAGGAGAAGGAGUUCCACAGUCCUAAGUACAUCUUCCACAACUUCAUGGAGAGACUCUGGGCAUACAUGACCAUACAACAGAAGCUGGAGCAGAUUGUUUCAGCAUCAGAUGCUGAAUUAGAAGCCCUGAAGGCCCAAGCUCUGGAGCUGUCCCUGAAGUACAACUUUGUCACUCCUCUCACAUCUAUGGUGGUAACCAAACCUGAAGGCCAAGAUCAAUUUCAAGUUGCUGAGAAGCCUGUGGAAAAUGAUAAUACACAGAGGAAUUUCCAGUCAUUCGUAGGAGCUUCCAGAUUGUCACCUGGUGUGGGACUCAAGAAUGUUGGUGCUAGGAUAUUUGGACAACCUGCACUUCCUAGACAACCUGCACCUGCUGGACAACCUUCAUUUGCUAGCCUGCCUGCCCUUCCUGGAUUUCCUGGACCUGAUCAUUUUCCUUAUGGCCCUGGUUUCGGACUACAGCAUAACAAAGGGAAGUUGGAACAGCUAUUCUCGCCAUACAGUCCCUGGGAUCCCAGACAUGCUCUGUUGACUGGAAACACCAUGUCAACCCAAAGCCCAAGCCUGAAUAAGUUGCUCUCCCAGCACCCUUCCCCACCGACUACCCUAGCCCCCCUCCAAGCUCCUACUAUCAUCUUGUCACUCCCUGGGCCCAGUGUGGACCAACUCUGUAUAGACAUGAAGCCAUCUGAGAGGUUCAUGAACCUGCUCACAGAUGCUGACCAAGGGCUUACAGUGACUGGCCAGUACGAUAAACAAAAGGCUGGGUUCUCAUCGAUCAAGAUAAUCUUCAGGAACCCUGAGCUGCUGGUUCACGCAUCUCCUGACUAUGUGGUGGUAAUUCGGAACCAAAAACACACUGGUUACAAGUGGAAGCAGACAGUGUUCUCUGUGUUUCCUGAUCUGAAGAUGACCAUGGACAAGAGGGGACUCCUGCUGCUCAAAGGCCCAGACAAAGUAACCAUUGGCCUGCUAUCCAGGGAUAGCCCUCAGAAGGGACUGCUGCUCUUUCUGAAUGACACUCAUCACUUGUCUAGCAACAUCGAUGGAGAACUUGGUCAGUUUUACCAGGAUGUGCUCUGGGAACCACCAGAGGGAACAGAUUCCAACCAACGAAAACUGAGAGUUCAAGGAAACCACUUCCUUGCUAUCAGGGAGCUCAAGUUGGAUUACCAACAGGAAUCCCCAGGAACAGAGAUUUCUUGUUGGACAGUGAAGAUCUAGUGCUGCUGGAGCAACUUUGCCCAUGUGUUGUAUGCAGAUGGCUGACACUAUGUGCCUACAUGGUCACCUAUGUGGCCUAGGUCUUCAUGGGGAAGGGGAGUCCCACUUGUUACAAAUAAAGAAAGGUGGCAUAAGCCCA
Nannospalax galili (Upper Galilee mountains blind mole rat) is the source of this 3001-nucleotide messenger RNA. RefSeq names its product inter-alpha-trypsin inhibitor heavy chain 4 (gene Itih4). The coding region runs from base 37 to 2862 and encodes 941 amino acids. The transcript is spliced from 21 exons. Gene Ontology annotation, biological process: hyaluronan metabolic process. NCBI's taxonomy places the organism in Eukaryota, Metazoa, Chordata, Mammalia, Rodentia, Spalacidae. The record is from RefSeq and is a predicted model, not a curated record. Gene Ontology annotation, molecular function: serine-type endopeptidase inhibitor activity.